AUGUCUGUUCGUCGAAGAUUACCAGAAAUUAUCAGUCCAGUCGUUAGGAUCUUAAAAGGGGACUCAAACUUAAAGCCUCAAACGAUUCACUGGGGUGAAUUGCUUCCUUGGCAACAAGACAACCAUUACAUACAGACCGGUUAUCGACCUUCCUCGUUAUCGUUUCGAAAAUCUUUUGCAAGUCUUCUCUACCUUCAUAAUGAGUCUGUAAACAUAUAUUCCCACUAUAUAGGCACUCUAUUGUUCGCAACCCUUGCUUCUGGGCUAUAUACUCUCAUGAGACCGAGAUAUAAAACAGCCAUGCCUACUGAUGUAUUAGUAUUCAGUUGCUUUUUUAUAGGAGCGGGAAUAUGCUUGGGAAUUUCAGGAACAUACCAUACAAUCUCUAACCAUUCUCCCCUAGUUGCAAGAUGGGGUAACAAGCUAGAUUAUGUGGGAAUUGUAUUUCUUAUCGUCGGAAGCUUUAUACCGUCCAUAUUUUAUGGAUUCUAUUGCCAUCCCCAGUUCCAAAAAUUUUACUGGACAAUGAUAUCAAUGCUUGGACUGGCAUGCACAGCCGUAUCUGUUUUUGAUCGUUUCAGGACACCAGCCUGGCGACCUUACAGAGCUGGGAUUUUUGUCUCAUUAGGAUUGUCUGCCCUAUUCCCAGUGGGCCAUGGGGUACGGCUGUAUGGGCUUUUAGAAAUGCGAAAUCGAAUAGGACUUUUUUGGCUAGUCUUGCAGGGUCUUCUUUAUAUCUUGGGCGCUGCACUAUAUGCCGCUCGGUGGCCAGAAUGCUCAUGGUCCAAACGUUUUGACAUUUGGGGUAGCUCCCAUCAACUAUUCCAUAUCCUUGUAGUCAUGGCCGCCAUCUGUCACCUUUACGGACUACUCAUAGCAUUCGACUUUCAUCAUACUGUUCUUGGAGCAGAAUGUUUCCUUGUGCAGGAAACUAGACAGUAA
Blumeria graminis f. sp. triticale is the source of this 942-nucleotide messenger RNA. Lineage: Eukaryota; Fungi; Ascomycota; Leotiomycetes; Helotiales; Erysiphaceae. The record is from the annotation of a GenBank genome assembly.